Lasiosphaeria miniovina is the source of this 1833-nucleotide messenger RNA. RefSeq lists its product as uncharacterized. The record is from RefSeq and is a predicted model, not a curated record. The transcript is spliced from 2 exons. Lineage: Eukaryota; Fungi; Ascomycota; Sordariomycetes; Sordariales; Lasiosphaeriaceae. The coding region runs from base 1 to 1833 and encodes 610 amino acids.
AUGGCCUUACGCAAGGUCUUCGAAUAUCUCGGCAAGGGUACUCCCAACUUCAUCAGCAAAGCCUACCGCGAGGUGGUUAAGCUCCUUAGCUGCGGCGCUCGCUUCUUUCAGAAGCUCGCCAUCUUUGUGUUCCGGGCUACUACUCCAAAGCCUGCCGAGCAGGCAAACACUCAACUCGAUAUCGACAACCAAACUCUUGGUGACAUCUCUCCGGCCCAGCAAGUGAAUGAGGAGACACCUCUCAACGAAUCUCAGCACGCCAACCUCGACGCUGGCAAUUCGAAUGCCGAUGCCUCGGCAGCUGAUAUGACCGUUUCCGAUGUUGAAGCCUCCCAGGUUCCUCUACCUGAGGAUUCCGAUCUUGAUAUAUCACCUGACAUGGAAGCAGUCGACACCAACUUAGCUAUCAUUGAAACCAGUAAUAUCACCCCCAUCGACAUUAGUACCGAUACAGUCAUUUUCAACAUAGUAACUGUCGACACUAUCAUUGAAGAGGCCAGCAUCAUUAAUUCUAUCUCCAUCGACACUGAUAUGGUUAACACUACCACAAUUGACAGCCUGACUGUCGAUAAACCCUUCCACGGUGACAUUCCUAUCGUCAACAUAAUUGUCGACACAACCAAGGUAGAUGGACGUAUAGUUGACGUCACUAUCGUCGACACACCUAUGGCUGAUACCCACACCGUUGAUAACUUUGUGAUCGAUACUAUCAUCGUUGACAACACUAUUGUUGACGCUCCAUUUCUUGGGGCAGAUUUCGUCGAUCUGGAGAUAGUCGACACACAGUCAGUUGAUCUAGAAGAUAUCGAUACGGACCUGGCUGAGGUUGAUGCCUCGAACACAACCUCGAUCGACACAGAGUCGGUUGACACUGAAGGAGAUUCGAGCCUCGAGUCAGCCAUCAACAGUAAUGGCUCGAUCUCAAAAGGCGACGAGAGCGUGCGCGCUUCGUCUCCUGACACACAACCAGAAGACGAUGUACCCAUGACUAUCGUCUACAGCAAGCUCUCUCCCCUAGCUCGGGACUUUGAGAUGACUACUGCGAAAAAACUUUCCCCCCUCGCUUGGGAGUUCAAAAUGGUCACUACGAAAAAACUUUCUCUCCUCGCUCGGGAGUUCAAAACGGCCCCGCCCAAGAACCUUUCUCCCCUCGCUCGGGAAUUUGAAAUGCCCCAGAACUGGGAACCCAUUACCGCAGUUGAGGAGUGCGGUAUGGUGAAGAAGCUCACCACGAAGGAAAUGGCCGAUUUCAACGACCAGUACACCAUGACACUAGAAUUUCCCCAAAACUCGCCCAAGGCCACGACCUCGUCGCCUCCCAAGGAGGAUCGGACCUUCGCCGCCAUCACAGACGCGGCGAUUAACAACCUCUCAAGAUAUUUUCCCGUCCCCGGCGCCACCGAUCGAGGCUUACAAUACGCUAUCAGCCGAGAGAGAAAGGUUUUCUGGUAUAUGCCAGAGUCCAACCUCGUGAUGCCUCUCAGUGAGGAGGAUAUAGUGGCUUUCAAUGCGAAAUACACCAUCGAGAUUGAGCAUGUCGACCCUGGCCAGGAAGAAGGCCUCACCGUUGAAGAGGAGACUAAGGAGCAAGAGUCUAAAGACGACAAGAAGGAUAUCACCAUCACACACACAUAUCCUGUCCCCAAUACCGACGCAAAGGAGCUGCUGUAUGCUUUUGGAUCUGAUGAGCUCAUAUACUGGUACUGGCCAGAGACCAGUGACAUUCUCGAGCUCACAAUGGAUGAGCAAGGAAUAUUCUUCGCCGUGCACCCCAAUGCCGGCAAACGGGCGCCCUUUAUGCCCACCAUCAUGGAGGAGGAGGAAGAGGAGUAA